Messenger RNA from Lactuca virosa, 1281 nucleotides. Lineage: Eukaryota; Viridiplantae; Streptophyta; Magnoliopsida; Asterales; Asteraceae. The record is from the annotation of a GenBank genome assembly.
AUGUACUACAAAGGACUCUAUCAUUUGUUCUACCAAUACAAUCCUAAAGGUGCUGUGUGGGGUAACAUUGUGUGGGCCCAUUCAGUAUCAAAAGAUAUGGUCAACUGGAUUCAUCUUGAACACGCAAUCGUUCCAUCGAAACCAUUUGACAAAUACGGAUGUUGGUCAGGAUCCGCUACAAUCUUGCCAGGUAAUAAACCUGUCAUCUUCUACACAGGAAUAGUUGACCCAAAACCUGCACCGGGUCACCAAGUCCAAGUGUAUGCCAUACCCGCAAACUAUUCGGAUCCAUACCUACGAAAAUGGAUCAAACCAGCUGACAACCCUUUCCUCAAACCAACAAGUGAGAACAUUUCAGCUUGGCGUGACCCCACAACUGCAUGGUUCAACAACGGUCAUUGGAAGAUUAUCAUUGGUAGUAGACACAAGCAUCGAGGCAUUGCUUAUUUGUAUAGAAGUCGCGAUUUUGUUACAUGGGUCAAAGCCAAACACCCGUUUCACUCUAAAACGGAUACGGGUAUGUGGGAAUGUCCUGACUUUUAUCCGGUGUCAUCUCAAGGAACAAAUGGACUGGAUACUUCAGCUUUGGGUAAAAAUGUGAAAUAUGUGUUUAAGAAUAGCCUUGAAGUGACUAGGUGUGAAUACUACACCAUUGGUAGAUACGACCUUGAUAUGGAUAGAUAUAUUCCAGAUAACACAUCUAUUGAUGGGUGGGCCGGGUUGAGAUAUGAUUAUGGAAAUUUUUAUGCCUCUAAGUCGUUUUAUGAUCCGAGCAAGAAAAGGAGGAUUGUAUGGGGUUGGGCUAAUGAGUCGAGCACUAGCACUGAAGAUAUAACGAAAGGAUGGGCUGGAAUUCAGUUAAUUCCACGAAAGGUUUGGUUGGAUGAGAGUGGACAUAGUUUGCUACAAUGGCCAAUCAAGGAAUUGGAAAAACUGAGGCAUCAAAAGGUAGAGAUGAGAAACGUGAAAGUUCACAAAGGUGAUACCAUUGAAGUCGAAGGAAUCACUGCAAUCCAGGCGGAUGUGGAUGUUACUUUUACGUUUAAGAAUUUGGAAAAGGCUGAGAUGUACGAUGAAAAAUGGAGGAAAUUUCCACAACAUGAUCUUGGUAAAAGUAUUUGUGGGGUUAGAGGUGCGAUUGUACAUGGUGGGGUUGGGCCAUUUGGCUUAAUGACACUAGCUUCAGAAAACCUUGAAGAGUACACUCCUGUAUUCUUUAGAAUCUUCAAAACUAAAGACAAAAAGUAUAAAGCUCUCAUGUGCUCUGAUGCUACAACGUAA